Paraglomus occultum is the source of this 362-nucleotide messenger RNA. NCBI's taxonomy places the organism in Eukaryota, Fungi, Glomeromycota, Glomeromycetes, Paraglomerales, Paraglomeraceae. The record is from the annotation of a GenBank genome assembly.
AUGGCGAACGUAGAAGAAGAAGCAUUGACGAAAGCAGAACAGACGUUGAAGAACGCAGAACAGACGUUGACGAAAGCAGAGGCGCAGCUAGAGAAGGAUGAGGCUACGUUGACGAACUUUGAAGGAGGGGAACAUGGGCAGAAACUGACGGAAAAUCAAUUUCAUAGUUCACCCAGACAGAAAGAAACGAGACCGUGGAUGAUUAAUUUGGAAAAUGCAACGAUUGACCAGUUCAAAAAAGCGGUAAUUUCUGCGGCCAAGCCAGAUCUAGAUUUGGAAGGUGUCGCGUUCAACUUUGCAAUUGACGGUGGCGACCAGUAUUGUCCCAGAGACGAUGAAUUAUUUCGUACAAUGCUUCGCGG